Messenger RNA from Vitis vinifera (wine grape), 2980 nucleotides. RefSeq names its product lysine-specific demethylase JMJ26. Gene Ontology annotation, molecular function: histone H3K9 demethylase activity; transcription coregulator activity; chromatin DNA binding. The record is from RefSeq and is a predicted model, not a curated record. Gene Ontology annotation, cellular component: histone deacetylase complex; chromatin. Gene Ontology annotation, biological process: regulation of transcription by RNA polymerase II. Bases 108 to 2753 code for a protein of 881 amino acids. The transcript is spliced from 13 exons. Lineage: Eukaryota; Viridiplantae; Streptophyta; Magnoliopsida; Vitales; Vitaceae.
AACUGUAUGAAUACAAGAGAGAAAAAAAAAAAAAGAAAAGGGAAAAGGGAUUACUCUCUGUUGUCUGCAAUAUUCUCAGUUGUGAGAGAGCAAAGCAUGAAGUGAGAAUGGCUGUAAUGUUUGUGAAGCAAGAACUACCCAUCCGUGAACCGCAAAGGGCUCCAAGAAACUCAAAGAGAAAAAUUCAGCAACGGGUGAAGGAGGAAAAUGGUGGUGAUGAUGAUCCAGAUUAUGUGGAUUCCCCUUCAAGGAGAGGCAAAUCUUCAGUUAAGAAAACAAAGGUAACUCAAGAAGUAAAGAGCUCCCAAGCUGGAAGACCUUCAACCUUGCGGUGGAACCCCCCAAAUAAGGAAAGAGACACUGAAGAUGAGUUAGUAAUGACUGAAUGGGACGAAAGCGAGGCAAUGGUUCUGAUGAAGAUCAAAUCAAGGAAGCGUAAAACCGAAAAUCUUGAUGCUGUUACGAUGAAAAAGACAGGCUCAAGUGACAGAGAAGAGAAAAUAUUUAAGUCUGUGAACUCUAUGAAUCCUUCAUCUCCUUCAUUGACUUCAACCUCAUCAGAUUCUGUCUUGGGUAGUGAUGGAAAUAGCAGUUGUAGCUCCAGGAGACGUGCAGCAAUGACUAAGAAAGGCAAUGGAGGAGAUCGUUUGAAGUGCCAUCAGUGUAUGAGAAGCGAUAGAAGAAUUGUUGUUCCCUGCACCAAAUGUAAAUCAAAAUUAUAUUGCAUACAGUGCAUCAAGCAAUGGUAUCCCAACAUGUCAGAAGUAGAAAUUGCAGAGCUUUGCCCGUUUUGCCGUAGAAAUUGCAACUGUAACCUGUGCCUGCAUUCCAGUGGGAUCGUUAAGACGGUGAAGACUGAUAUCAGUGAUGGUGAAAAGGUUCAGCAUCUUCUGUAUUUGAUCAAGACACUUUUUCCUUAUCUUAAACAAAUUUAUGAAGAGCAAACAGAGGAGAUAGAGGUUGAGGCUAAUAUUCAAGGGAUACCAUCUUCUGGAAUUACAAUACCAGUGUCUUCAUGCCCCAGUGAUGAGCGUGUCUAUUGCAACCAUUGUGCAACUUCAAUUGUUGAUCUCCACCGAAGCUGCCCAAAAUGUUGUUAUGAGCUCUGCCUCAGCUGUUGCAAGGAGAUUCGGAAGGGAAACCUUUUAAGGUGCACUGCAGUGGAUUUCCAGUAUGUGGAGAGAGGAUUUGAUUAUAUGCAUGGCGAAGAUCCUUUACCAGAAUCCUAUUAUAUGGGAACGGUUGGGAAUGAUGUUGAGCCAUUGACUGAAUGGAAUGCCAAUAAGGAUGGAAGCAUUAUCUGUGCCCCAAAAGAAAUGGGUGGAUGUGGUGGUAGUUUAUUGCAGCUCAAGCAUAUCCUCCCGGAAGACAGGAUUUUAGAUUUGAAAGAGAGAGCUGAACAAGUGAUGAUGAAAUUUGGGACUGAACAAGCUAGGAACUGUUCGACAAAUGGCUCUGAGAUGGUGAAGAGAGCAUCUUCUAGAGAAGGCACUGAUGACAAUUACUUGUACUGUCCAGCUUCACAUGACAUUUUAAAGGAGGAGGAAUUUUUGAACUUCCAGAGGCAUUGGGCUAAAGGCGAACCAGUGAUUGUUUGUAAUGUUCUAGAGCAGACAACUGGUUUAAGCUGGGAGCCCAUGGUCAUGUGGCGGGCACUUUGCGAAAACAUGGAUUCCAAGAUGAGUUCGAAGAUGUCAGAAGUGAAGGCCGAGGAAUGCCUAUCUAGCUGCCAGGUAGAUAUCAGUACACGCCAAUUUUUCAAAGGCUACACAGAAGGAAGAUCAUAUGAUAAUUUAUGGCCUGAAAUGCUGAAGCUAAAGGACUGGCCCCCAUCUGAUAAAUUUGAGAAUCUUUUGCCUCGCCACUGUGAUGAGUUCAUCAGCGCAUUGCCAUUUCAGGAAUAUACAGACCCUAGGGCUGGCUUCCUUAACCUUGCUGUAAAGUUGCCAAAUACCAUUCUCAAACCAGACUUGGGUCCAAAAACGUACAUUGCUUAUGGGAUUGCUGAGGAGCUUGGCAGGGGGGAUUCAGUAACUAAGCUUCACUGUGAUAUGUCAGAUGCAGUGAAUAUUUUGACACACACUGCAGAGGUAGUUCUAGAUGACAAUCAACGCCUGGCAGUCAAAAGGUUGAAGAAGAAACACCAAGCCCAAGAUAAGAGGGAAAAUCUUGUUCCACCAUGUCAGCAAGAGGAAGAUUUGCCUAUCUCUAGGAUUACAGUAACAGAAAAUGAGGAUGAGGAAGAAGGGCCCUACUUUCCUGGUUUCCUUCCACCAGGGAAGACACAGAAAACCGGCAGUGCUCUGUGGGAUAUUUUCAGGAGGGAAGAUGUGCCCAAACUACAGGACUACCUUAGAAAGCACUCCAAAGAAUUUAGGCAUGUGUUUUGUUCUCCUGUAAACAGGGUUGUUCAUCCGAUUCACGAUCAAUCAUUCUAUUUGACUUUGGAGCACAAGAAGAAACUCAAGGAGGAAUAUGGAAUUGAACCUUGGACAUUUGAACAAAGAAUUGGUGAGGCAGUAUUCAUUCCUGCAGGAUGCCCACAUCAAGUCAGAAAUCUCAAGUCAUGCACAAAAGUUGCUGUGGACUUCGUCUCUCCAGAAAAUAUCCAUGAAUGCAUCAGGCUGACAGAGGAGUUCCGCCAACUUCCUAAGAACCACAGGGUCAGAGAAGACAAGCUCGAGAUAAAGAAAAUGAUUGUAUAUGCAGUGGCUCAAUCUCUUAAAGAUUUCUACUUGCUGGCAUCAGGCUGAAGAUUGAACAUCACCUCUUGAAAAGAGAGAUUAAGAGAGAGCAGAUUUAGCUUAUAUUUUUUUGAAAAGCUCAUCGGCUGUUUAUCCUUGUGUCCUUUUCUCAUAACUGUAUAUAGAAGCCCAAGAUGGUAGUGCAGUUUCUGGGCAGAGCAGGCAAUGCAGAUUAACUGAGUUGUCUAUAGCUAACCUUCCUAAUAAAGCCACUUGGCAUUUUGCCCCUCUCCCCC